AUGUUUAUACUCUUUCCGCGAAGAGCAGCCAGGCGAAGAAAGGAAAAAGAAGAGAAACGACUGGUGAAGCAACAAGCGGAAGACCGAAAGCGCCAGCAAGCGGCUGUUGCUGCGUCCAAACCAACAUACGUUCCGUACUAUACCGCUCCCACCACACCCGCCCAGUCGACUGCCCGGCCUGGUAGCAACUACUAUGCCGGACUUGGCAGUAGCAACUACGACUCAGGAGUGGGCAAUAGUACCCAUCACCAUCACCAUCACGGUGGCGGCGGCGGCGGCGGCGGUGGCGGCAGCGGCGAUAAUUCCGGCGGUGGUGGUUAUUCAGGAGGGGGAACUAGCGGCGGCGAUUCAGGAGGGGGAAGUUACGGCGGCGAUUCGGGGGGUGGAAGUAGCGGCGGCGAUGGAGGUGGAGGUGGAGGAGGUGGUGGUGGUGAUGGAGGUGGCUGA
Messenger RNA from Penicillium concentricum, 447 nucleotides. RefSeq lists its product as uncharacterized. NCBI's taxonomy places the organism in Eukaryota, Fungi, Ascomycota, Eurotiomycetes, Eurotiales, Aspergillaceae. The transcript has a single exon. The record is from RefSeq and is a predicted model, not a curated record. Bases 1 to 447 code for a protein of 148 amino acids.